AUGUGUCAAGCGUCUCACUUCUGGUCUCUUCAACAUUCCCACCUCCACUGGAAUCUCACAUCGUUGAACAACAAUCCCGGAAGAGGAAUUCGAUCCGGGGUCAGAUCUCCUUGCACCAUAGCCCGAAGGAGGUACGGCUUCGAGAGGAUUCAAGCCAAACUGUGUCGAAACUCAAUGGAAACGAUGCCGCAUGUCCAAUCGGCAGCAAUUUUGGCUGCGGAAACGUGUAGAGAAGUUUUCAAAAAUAGAAGGUGGAAUUGUUCUUCCAUUGUCACCGCGCCUUUUUUGUCUGCGGAUUUAACAAGAGCCACAAGAGAGCAGGCGUACGUAUACGCCAUAAGUUCAGCGACGUUAACAUACACCAUGGCACGUGCAUGUUCUAGUGGAUCUCUUUACCACUGCACGUGUGCGAGUAAACCCAACAUCCCAUCCAAUGAGCAGUUUCAAUGGGGCGGCUGCGGUGACAACGUCAAGUGGGGGGCACAAUUCGCUAAAAGGUUCAUCGACAACGUGGAGAAAUAUGCUCUGGAAAAUAGAAAAAACAAAAGAAGCGACGCGAUAGGAAGCAGAGAGGAGGAUGAAGUACUGAAGAAUGAAGUUGCAGCGGUGAAUCUGCAUAAUAAUAAAGUUGGGAGGAAGGUGAUGGCCGAUAGCCUACGUACUCAAUGCAAAUGUCACGGAGUAUCUGGCUCGUGCAACAUCAAAACUUGUUGGAAAGCCUUACCGCCAAUGUCGGAAAUCGGGCAUAAAUUGCUCAAAAAAUAUACGAAUGCUGUAGAAUUGUCGAGGACUAUGGUAGAGAGAAGCAUCACGGAACGACUCGUGAAAAAACUCAAGAACAGAGAUGCGAGGUCGCAAUCGUUGAUAUACAUAUCAAAAUCCCCGGAUUAUUGUACGAAGGACGAUAAGUUGGGAAGUUUCGGAACUGUUGGAAGGCAAUGCAACGUAACUUCAAGCGGCCCAGAAAGUUGCAGACAACUCUGUUGCGGAAGAGGCUAUCGAACCGUUGUUGACGAGAAGAUCGAGAGGUGUCAAUGCAAAUUUUAUAAUUGCUGUUAUGUGAAAUGUAAAAUCUGUAGAACUAUGACUCAAAUACACGAAUGUCUUUAA
This is a messenger RNA of Leptinotarsa decemlineata (Colorado potato beetle), 1110 nucleotides long. RefSeq names its product protein Wnt-11b-1. Gene Ontology annotation, biological process: neuron differentiation; canonical Wnt signaling pathway; cell fate commitment. The record is from RefSeq and is a predicted model, not a curated record. Gene Ontology annotation, cellular component: extracellular region. Lineage: Eukaryota; Metazoa; Arthropoda; Insecta; Coleoptera; Chrysomelidae. Gene Ontology annotation, molecular function: frizzled binding; cytokine activity.